AUGAGUGGAUUUCGUUUACUUGAUUUAGUCAAGUUUUUGUUACCCGUAUUACCAGAAAUCGAAAGUCCUUAUGAAGCUGUCACUUUUGAUGAAAAGAUCGUUAUUACCAUCUCAACUGGUAUAAUCUUCUUAUUUGGUCAAUUACCUAUUUAUGGUUUAAAACCUAACAGUUCUUUAUUCAUUGAAGAUCCUUUCUAUCAAUUCAGAUCAAUCUUCGCCAUGGAAAAGGGUACUUUAUUAGAAUUAGGUUUAUUACCAGUUAUCACCUCAGGAUUCCUUUGGCAAAUCUUAGCUGGUUUCAAAAAGAUCAAAGUCCAUUUAGGUGUUAGAUCUGAACGUGAAUUAUUCCAAACAGGUCAAAAAAUCACUUCAUUAGUUAUUAGUUUAAUCUAUUGUUUAGGUUUGAUUUUUUCAAAUUAUUAUGGUUCAAGUGUUAAAGGUUUAAAUGUUGGUGAAACCAUUUCUAUUGGAAGUGCAUUAUUCAUUAGUUAUCAAGUUUUAGGUAUGUCUUUCUUCUUAACUUUAUUAGUUGAAACUUUUGAUAAAGGUUAUGGUUUUGGUAGUGGUAUUUUAUGUUUAUUAACUUUACAAUAUGCUACCAAUUUUGUUAAAGAUGUCGUUGGUUUAGAAUUGAUUCCUUUAGCUAACUCCAACAAAUUAGAAAAUCAUGGUGCUUUGACCAAUUUGAUUAGAAACUUUUCUUUCAAUCCUAAAGAAUUAGGUAAAUCAGUCUUGAAUUCUUUCACUAGAUCUGAGUUACCAAACUUGAAUCAAUUCUAUAUUUCCUUGAUUGUUAUUUUAGUCGCUAUUGGUAUCAACAACUUCAGAAUCGAAUUACCAAUCAGAUCAACUAAAAUGAGAGGUAUGAAUAACAUUUAUCCAAUCAAAUUGUUAUACACCGGUGCCUUACCUUUAUUAUUUGCUUUUACCGUUUUAGCUAAUAUUCAAGUUGUUGGAUACUUUUUAGUUAAGUUAACUGGUAAUGCUAUUUUGGGUGAUUAUAAAUUAGUCAACAAUCAAUUAGUUUUAUCUAAUGGUGUUUUAUACUAUUUAUCUUUACCUUCAUCAAUUUACCAAUUAUUAAUCAAUCCUUUGAGAACUGUUAUUUCCAGUUCAUUGGUCAUCUUUUUAUCAUGUUGGUUUGCUAAUUAUUGGUCUUACUUCUCUGGAUCAAGUGCCGUUGAUAUUGCCAAACAAUUUAAAGAACAAGGUAUCACCAUUGGUGGUAAAAGAGAUGCUUCCAUCGUUAAAGAAUUGGGUAGAAUUAUUCCUGUUGCUUCAGUUUCAGGUGCUUUCUUAAUCACUUCUUUAGCUUUAGUUGGUGAAUUCCUUGGUGGCUUUGGUAAGGCUGUCACUGGUGUUGUUGGUAUCUGUUCAGCCUUCGGUAUAAUGGAAGAAUUCAUAAUGGAAAGUCAACAAAAUGGUGGUAACUCUCAAUUAAUGAGUUCAUUAGCUAAUUAUCAAUAG
Molecule: messenger RNA, 1467 nt
Organism: Yamadazyma jaroonii
Lineage: Eukaryota; Fungi; Ascomycota; Pichiomycetes; Serinales; Debaryomycetaceae
Source: the annotation of a GenBank genome assembly